AUGUCGAACAUACCGGAAAUAUUUUCGGCAUUUCAGGGAUACUUGGACAAUGAACACUCUGUCCGGGAGGUUAUUAGAACCCACACAAGGGAAAUUGAGGCCACCGCUCGCGAGAUUCUCAUUACUCUACAGUGCAUUCACCAAGCAAAUGGAGCGAAGGAAAUACCAGCGGCUUGUGAACGUUCACGAAAGAAAUUAGAGGACGUGAGACAACAGUAUGAGCAGUUAAAAGGAGCUGUCCCGGAAGAUCAGUACUACCGCUUUCACGAUCAUUGGCGUUUUGUUACUCAGCGACUCUCAUUUCUAGUAGCUUUGAUUCAGUAUCUAGAUACGGGAGAAUUCAUUUCGCACGCAGAGGUCGCCGCAGAGCUUGGACUGGCGUGCAGGAGAACUGACGGUUUCCAUUUGGAUCUCGAGGAUUACCUCAUCGGCCAACUCGAUCUUGCUUCCGAGUUGGCUCGAUUUUGCGUCAAUGCGGUGACGUUCGGAGAUUAUGCUCGACCUUUGCAUAUAUCUAAAUUCUUGGGCGAGCUGUCAGCUGGCUUUCGCAUGCUCAAUUUCAAAAAUGAUUCGCUUCGAAAGCGAUUUGAUGGUCUCAAGUACAACAUUAAAAAAGUGGAAGAAGUGGUAUACGACUUGUCCAUCAGGGGCCUGAAACCAUCUGGAGAACCAAACAGUGGUGAUCCUUCAGAAUUAGAACCGAAAGUUUCUCCGAGUGAAGGGGUUGGUGAGGGAGGAGGUGGACCUACUAAUUCAGCAGAUUGA
Molecule: messenger RNA, 765 nt
Organism: Gryllus bimaculatus (two-spotted cricket)
Lineage: Eukaryota; Metazoa; Arthropoda; Insecta; Orthoptera; Gryllidae
Source: the annotation of a GenBank genome assembly